UCUAGAUUGACGGAACUUGGUUCGAGAUUUCGGAGUUUCUACUCGAGUUGUCACGCGAAGUAUUUCACAUUUUUACCAUAGUAAAUGUUACGGAAUCAUGGAAAUGUUCACUUUUAGAAUUUUCACUAGAUUCGAAUUACAGAAUCGAUCCCCUAGAACCAAGUUCAGUUCCUUGUUCCUUCAGUCUGGAGAUUUCACAUUUUCACUUGGAGAGUCGGGUGAAUAAACGCACGUGAGAUGACAGUCCGAGAAGUUAGGUCGAGUCGCCACUUUGUAAUAGACUGCACCAAGUGACAGCUUGGAAUGGUUUUACGGUUUCAAAUCGAAAGUUCCAAGAGGUGUCAUGGGUCCCGAUAUUAAAAGUGGCAAUAUUUACGGCUUGAUAACUGAACUGUGCAUUUGCUCUCUUGGAAAAUAUUCGCUUAACGAGGAAAAUCCACAUGUCCAUGUCAGGAGCAAUGCGAAUGUUAAGAAACUCAGAUCGAAGGCUUAUGCCAUUCUCCUUAAUAAACAGGAUCAUGUUUUGGAGAAGAGAAAUGACAAAGAUAUCAUAUUUGCAUGUGUGGAUCCGAUAGCAGAGUUAUUGAAGCACAUCUUCGUUUUAAAAGUUGGGAAAGGUCUCUUGUCCGAAGCCAUGGAAUUGGAUGGAUUGACAAGUGUCCUGGUGGAUCCGAACUUCGAGAUCAGUCAAGAAGAUUUAGCAACGUUGCGGUUCUUAAUUGGAUUGAAAAGUACCGAGCCACAACAAGAACCUAACCUAAAUAUCUUUCGGCGUAGCAGAAGAAAUCAAUUUGUACCAAAAACGUUGCCACGUAAAAAUGACUUUGUUUCGUUACAAGCUUAUCCGAUUGAAGCAUUUCAUCUGUCGGAGCAUUUUGAAACCCUACUUGGAUGCCAACGGAAGUGCAUAAUGCAAAAACGCUAUUUGGAGCAAAGAAAAAGAUACUCCGCAUUUAAUCAAAUUGGACCUGCUACAAUUACUAACAUUGAGUCUAUGAGGAAGAACUCCAUGCUUGGAGUUCUUUGCAAUGUACAACCAACAUAUCCUGCGGAGCUUCCCAUAAUGAAAGAACUUGAGUUUCCAUGUUAUCCGUUUCCAUCGGUCUCGACGAUACCUCAAAUGGUGCAAAAUGAUUUCUUAACAGAACCGUCGGAGGUUUUAAGUAACUCGGAGAGCACCCACACACAGAUUUCACAUCGUGUACUUGUCAGCGAAGUACUCUCAGAAACUUGGGACUUAUCUAUUAAUUCCCUUCCGAACUAUCAAGUGUGGGAGUCUCUCGGAGGGUCAGAGGUCUCGAAGCAACCACCAUUUCUCUCCGAAGUGAACAUUACUUUGCUUCCCUUGCGAGAAGUCCAUGCAGUGGUUGAAUGUCCACACCCAACAAAAGAGAUUUCACUUGAGCAGUUCUCGGAGCAUGUCAAGUUACUUCUCGUAGGAGUAAACUCCGAUUCCUUUGUUCAUGAAUCUGUGUCAGGAUUCAAGCUCGUUAAAAAUACAUUAAGUCCCAUGAUCGGAGACGAUGUUUUGAAACAUGUCUGUGAGGAAGCCAUUUACUGGGGGAAUGCUUACAAGAACUUGACGGGUUUAAUUACACCAGAUCCACAGACUGGAAAGCUGCAGCAAGAAGGUCUUAUAUUCAAGGCGAUGUCCAAUACUAUUCGAGAAGUAUUAAUGCAUCACCAAGCCACCGUCCUACGUACUUCAACUUGUGUCGACUCUUCGUUGGGAUUGUUGCAAACAAUCGAGAGAGUGCGACCAAUGGGAGUCUUGCUCGUUGAGAUUGAUGGUCUCUGUCGAUGCAAAAGCCAAGAAGGAACGGACUUGCUUACGCAUAUCUACGAAAAAGUUACAAAAGUCACUAAACCGAACGUCGCUUUCAUCUAUUACUCAAUAUUGACUUCCUGCUGCGAAGUCUAUUUCCGGUUCCUGGAGAAGUGGCUCUUCGAGGGGAACUGCGACGAUAUUUAUGGAGAAUUUAUGAUCAACGUCCAGCCACAUUAUCUGCGCCAGAGAGGUUAUAAAUUCUGGACGAAGGCUUUCGGCAUAAAUGUGCAGUCUGUGCCAGGAUUUCUGGAGACUCUUAUAGACUCCAUUUUGCAGUGCGGAAAGACUAUUAAGCUCCUCAGAGUUUGCGAUCCAAAGAAUCCAUUGUGGAGCGUAGUCUCUACGAUCCAUCCUAAUGUGAAAGUUUGUCUCAGCGUAAAGCAAUUGAGAGAACAAGAAUUGUAUUAUCGCAGAUACGUUGAAAAAGUUGAGACUGUUUUACAGCCAAGUCCAGUUAUCGAUGAUAAGAGAAUCAAUGAUGAUGAGAAAGAAUCUCAAGUUGUGCCCGAAGCUCGAAAAGAGUCUCCGAUAGCAGUGGAGGAAGAACCCAUCGAGAAGAUUGAAUCGGAUGACCAAGAAGUGCUGAUAAAUGUAAAGGAUGAGGAGGAAAAUUUACAACAAAGAGAUAUUAUUGAUGAUCCGAUAAAAAAUGUCCUUCCUGAAGUAGAGAUUGUUCAGGAGGAAGCAAUCGAUGCCAUCAAUAAUGCAAAGAGCAAGCUGUUGGACCGUUUCUCUCACCUGGAGAAGAAGGUGGACGCGAGAAGACUGAUCGCAUCAUGGCGCAUAAAAAGACUAGAAUUAUACGACAAGAGGGUCCUGGCGAUGAAGGCAUCACAAGAGCGAUGGCAACUGGACGAAGCCCCUUCGUCUGGAGUAAAAAUCUCUGAAACUGCGUCUGAAGCUGUGCCGGAAAUCUCUAAAAAGCAAAGCCAGGUCGAACCUAGCUCCGAAGAAGCCCAGAAAGUCGCUCCUGCCGAAAAGGAGUCGAUAAAAGAGGUCAAAGAGAACAAAGAGAUCACCAACGUGGCCAAGACGACGACGUCGCCGAAGAAGAGUCCCUCGGAAGACGUGGAGGCUUCCAGCAAGGUCAAGACUGUGAUCGACAAGGAACCCGAAGUCACCCUGAAGAAACCAACCCGACCUGCGGCUCUGAACAUUCGGGAUGUUCGAUUGGAAGAAGGAACUCUUCCAAUCGAUUACGACCUGACUGAUAGAAGGAAGAACCUGGUUCCAAGAGUUCGAGCUGGAGUCCGGGAGAAGGAACCUGCAAAGCAGGACCUCUUCAGGAAGGAAGGCACUGCCAUCUUCAGGCGUUCCACUUCAAGCUUUAGGUCCGACAGGGAAGAGAAGUCAAUGUUCUCGGAGGUUCCUAAACCGGAGAACCCGGACUCGAGGCUGAAGACGCCCGUCGACGUAAUUUCCCCAUUCUCGACGGAAAUCAGCCCGACCUCGCCGAUGGUCGAGAAGGGGAACCUUGAAGAACUCAGAACGGACUCUAGGAGUCGCGGGAGAAGUCCUAGGAGGAGGUCGCAGGCUCUGGAGUGGCCCAGUCAAGGACCAACCUGGCGUAGACGUCGCCGAGAGGAGGAGGACCUGAACCUGGUGACACCGAUGUCCUCAACGGCCGACUCGACCUGGUCCUCGGCACCAGAAAGCUCCAGCUCCCCCGGGACUCUCCGAGGCGACGAAGAGUCCAGGACCUCCAGGGAAGAGCUGACCUCUUCAAGGGUCGCCGACGAGCCGGGGAACUUCAACAUUCCUUUUAGCACCGCCGAUUCCAGACUCACCCUGGAGGACGUCGAGAUCCUCGACAACUCCAGCCUUCGGGCCUACCUGGAGAAGUCCGUCAGCAUGCCUCUGCGAGUGCAGAACAGGCUUGCCAACCGGGAGCUCAUCAGGCACUUCGCCGAAGAACACGACAUGGUGUCUCAUCUCCACAGCUUGCGGGAGUUCUUCUUCCUCCUGAACGGAGAGUUCGCCAGGAGUCUGACCGACUCCAUUUUCUCGAGGCUCUACGUCGUCGCCACGCCGGUCGACCUCUGCAACCCGGCGACCUUGACGAAUGCCCUUGACAGGGCACUGAGUCGUGGCAUCGGAGGCGCUCAUAGAAAUCAUGAAAGAUUGAGUUUGUACGCUGCACAUGUGCCCGAACAGCUGCUGAUCUCCAACCCCAACGUAUUAGACUGCCUCUGCUUGAGCUACAAGAUAUCUUGGCCGUUGAACGUCGUCCUCGACGAGAGCAGCAUAGCGCAGUAUAGCAAGGUCUUCAAGUUCCUGGUGACGGUCAACCGCGUCCUCUGGGUCUUGCAGGAAGACUUUUACCUACUGAAGCUACCUAAGAGCGCGGCCAACUCUGAGCAACAUCAUAAAUUGCAGCUCUACAGACACUCGAUGGUGCAGUUCAGCAACGCCGUGCACAGCUAUCUGAUGUGCAGCGUUUUACACGCCAGCUGGACGGAAUUCGAAAAGGAUCUUGGAGCUGCCUCGAGCCUGGACGAAGUGCACGCUGCGCACGUUGUCUACCUCAAGAAGAUUUUGUCAAAAUGCAUGCUAAACCAACGCGGGGAGAAGAUGCGAGUCAACCUAUGCAACGUCUUCAAGAUAAUUCUUAAAUUCCAUAACCGCCUGCGCUCCAGAAACUGGAACCUCGGCCCUACAGGUUAUGUUCACCCAAAUUAUGGAAGUUUGGAACAAAUGUACCAUGCAUUUUGCCAAUUACGGUCGUACUUGGCGCGAGUAGCCGACAAACUAACCACAACUGGUUAUCAGCCACAUCUUCAACACUUUUUAAAUGCACUGAACAUCAAUUGCCUCUUCGACGUGACGGAGAAAUUGUAGCCAGCAGCUUUUGCUUUUCC
This is a messenger RNA of Orussus abietinus, 4686 nucleotides long. RefSeq names its product gamma-tubulin complex component 6 (gene Grip163). The transcript is spliced from 18 exons. Gene Ontology annotation, biological process: cytoplasmic microtubule organization; spindle assembly; mitotic cell cycle. Gene Ontology annotation, cellular component: equatorial microtubule organizing center; gamma-tubulin complex; centrosome. Bases 344 to 4666 code for a protein of 1440 amino acids. Gene Ontology annotation, molecular function: gamma-tubulin binding; microtubule minus-end binding. The record is from RefSeq and is a predicted model, not a curated record. NCBI's taxonomy places the organism in Eukaryota, Metazoa, Arthropoda, Insecta, Hymenoptera, Orussidae.